Messenger RNA from Tetranychus urticae (two-spotted spider mite), 3175 nucleotides. RefSeq lists its product as uncharacterized. NCBI's taxonomy places the organism in Eukaryota, Metazoa, Arthropoda, Arachnida, Trombidiformes, Tetranychidae. The record is from RefSeq and is a predicted model, not a curated record.
AACUGAAAAGAUUCCCUGUCAAUACAUAUUGGUUGAUAUACAGAUUGAUUUGUAUCAGUUUAUACCUUUUACCUUAUUGUAUUCAUCAUCUCUUUCUUUUCUCUCUUACUUUUUGUUCACCUUCACCAUCACACUCAUCAUCACGUUCAGUGACAAAAUCAUCCUUAUCAUCAUUAUCACCAUUGGUACUUCCAUAAUAUCAUCAUCUUUUGACCCUUUCCAACACAAACAGCAAGAAACAUUGCCAUGACUAGUUUGCUUUAUUUCAAACUUUAAUCCAAACAACAAUAACAAUAGUAAUUUUUAUUAAUUUAAGUGUUAAAUAGCAACAAUAAACUAGUAAUAAUCAUCAACAUAAUUGUAUCAUAUUGUAAUAAUAAUACAAAAAAUAUAUCAACAAUUUCCUCUCAAAAUUUAAACACUUCAAUGUUUACAAUCUUUGACUAUUUAUUUCUGUUUUUAUACUCUACAAGCUGUGUUAAGUGAAAUCUUGGUAACAAUAAUUUUAAUUGCUGCGAUUUUCUGGUUCUGGUAACCUAACUCUUACUUAAUUAUCCUUAAAACUCUUGAUCUUAACUAUUCUGAUGAUAUCUAAUUAUUCUUUGGAUGAUAAAGAUGGUUCAGAUCAUUCACAAAAAACUGCAACUCGGCAUUCUGUUAUUCAACGGAAAAGGUCUUUCUAUGGUGACAACUCUAGGGAUCAACAACGCCAAUCGGGAACCAAUCAAAUGUCUAAUGAUCAAAAAGUUUGGUUGUCACAAUUAAAAGUUAAACAUCGAAGUCUUGCAAACAAAUUGGAGAAUCAAAAAAGACAGCUGACAACGAUUCAUAAUCAACUAAUUUACUUUGACCUAUCCAAAUCGGAUUGGAUUCAACAGAUACCCUCAUUAAAGGAAUUGGCUUUCAAUCAAUGGGAAGAGCUGCUGGCUUUACGCCGCGACUGUGAUGAAAUUAAAAACCGUUUCUUCCAUUCAGACAAAAAUGUAUCUUCAUCGUCUUCAUCAUCAUCAUCGUCAUUUUCCAGUAGCUCAAAGAGAGCCUCAACCACAUCAGUCUUUUCGACGAGUGCUCGAUCAAAUCAAGAACAAAAUGAUCCAACCUCUAUUGAUGACCUAUCGAGAUGUCUAUCUAUGAAUAGCUCCAAUGCUUUUGGUAAUUUAUGGUCAACAGCCGGAUCUGAAAAGAGUUCAAUCAAUGGUGAUAUUAAUAAUUAUAAUGGUGGACGGUGUUGCUCUGAAUCUUCAUCUGAACCACGGACGGUCAAACAAGAAGUAAAUGAAAAUAUUGAUAAAAUACCGUCGCCAUCACAUGGAUCCUCUUUGACUCCAUUAAAUAAAUCACCAGCUGUUGUACCAAUCACUGUAAGUACCAGCCACAACAAUUCAAAUACACUUGACUCUUCAGAUUACUCCAACAAUUUAACACCAUUAAAUAGACAAACCCCAAUCACUUCAGACCGAUCUGAUUACUAUACUAAUGAACUCAAAACAAUAAUCGCAGCAACAAACCAUGUAACAAAUUUAACAGGACCAUGGAAAACAAAUGGAGUGAAUGAAUCUGAUCCCGCUUUUUCUUCACCAACAAACUAUAAUCAAAAUAUUGAGCUAACCAAUGGAGUUAACCAUGGAUCAAAUGGAAUGGCCAAUGAUUUAAUGGUCAACAGUCCAAUCCCCUCUGGACCAGAAAUGUCUAUAAAUACGGACGAAUCAUCCUCUUUUUCAAAUGGGUUAUCCAACUAUGUCCACCCAGCAAGCAAAGACCAGAUUUCCCAGCAACCUUACCCUUCUCAUAAUCCUACUUUUCCUCCACCUCAUCGUCGUUGGUCACCCUCAACUGAUUCAUCAAUGGGUGCUAUGCCUAUCUCCCUUUUUUCAACAACCAAAGGCUACAAUCGUCAUCCAGUCCCUGGUACAUCAUCAUCAUCAUCUUCCUCUUCUUCUUCCUCUUCUUGUUAUUUUUUUCCCGCCAAGUCAAAUGGGUACACUUUGAAUGGCUGGUUAGGAUCGGAAUCGUCUGAAUCACAAACAUCGAGUGAAAAUUGUUAUGAAAAUAUUUCUGAUGGAUUUGACCAUUGUUCAACCCCUAUAUCAUCUAAUGGUCAUAGCUCGCUGGAUCGUCGUCAAAUGUCUGGAUCAAUCAAUGGUAAUGCAUCUGAAGUGGAAAAUAAUGUUAAUGGUCAAAUUCACGGCGCCAAUGACGGAACAAAUGGUCUUACAAACGAAUCCUUCUGUGAAGCUUUCUCUUCAACUGGAUGCUCUCCAUACCCUUUCUCGUAUCUCUCAAUGACCCCUAAUUUUGGUUCAUUAGGUUCAAAUAUAAUACAAAAAGGUUCACCAUACAUCAACCAUACUUCAAAUCGAUCAACAUCUGAUUGCUCAGCUAAUUCUGAACUCUCUUUUCUUGGACGCGAUAUUAUAUCAAAUUCACCUCAUCAUGGCUCUAAUUAGCUAACAUUCUGAAAUCGCACUCGUUAUUGACCGUUUCAUGUUAGUUAUUGAUAUUUGUAUUGUUAUACGUAACCUAAUCUUUAAUUUUGACAACUGUGAAAACCAAUUCAAGUAAUACACCUUUUUUCACCAGCUCAGUCUCUUGUAAUGACAUAUUUUUGAUCAAAAUAAGUUGAUCAAUAAUUUGCACAAAGAUAUUAAAAUUUGUGCCCUCAACUGUUAUUAAAUUUGACUAGUCCAUUGAAAAAAGUGAAAAACUCUAAGUCUAUUAAUAUCUAAAAACAUUGAUCAUGUGGUUCAAUCAGAAUCUAUCGAGACAAUAUCAAGGCAGUAAAAUUCCCAAUACUCCUCUUGAAUACUCGAGGUAACAUUUUCAGUCAGCAAAUUUACUAAUUUAGUUUGACUUUUGAAUUGGUCUCUCUCUCUAAUUUACUUCCCUAAUAUGCUACUAAAUCACUAAUCCUCAUGUUUAAUCACAAUUGAACUUGUCAAAAAAAAUUGUAUCCAAAUGUUACUUGAUUUGGCCAAAUAAUUUCUCCUAAGAAUGUUCCUCAAAACCUGUGAUUAUUGAAUACAAUUUAAAUCACCAUUAUAUCUCAAGUUAACUCUUGUUAACCAUCCAGAAUACUUCAAACAAUCAACUAAAAUUGUUACAAUUCUCUCAAUUUACUGUAAUUAUUUGUUUUCCAAUCCCCCUGCAAAAUUAAAUAAACUAAAAUCGUCUUGAA